CUUUGGAGUUGCACGUCCGUUUGUUUAUAACCAGUUAUUUUGUGGUUUUGUUUAGUGGUAGCACAAAUUUCAUCAUUUCAAAUUCUUCCAUCUUUUAUGGAGAUGAAACGCGCUCCGUUCGUUAAACGUCCCAACACUAGUGUUUAUAAAUACACCCGAUUGGAAUUUUGUACACAGGAGAACCCUGUCAGUACUGACCGUGAACGAAACAAAUUGACGUCAUAGAAAAAAAAAACCACCGAGCACAAAAAACUGGAUAUAAUACACACGUAUACGCUGAUAAUGGAAAUGAUGUUUGCAAGAACUGCCCGAAACAUGUUACGCAUUGUGAUGAUGAUUGUUAUUCUGAACAUAUGUCGUGAAACGAUGGCUGAUGUCGAUGAAAAUGAAAUGUUUAUCGAUUACCGCUUCCAGAACCUCACAUCAUUUGCUACCACGGAUUUGCCACAGGAUGCGGCAUCCGAUAUAGUAUAUUUGUCACUGCGAGGAAACGACCUGAAGAGGAUUCACAACGACCUUUCGCAGCUGCCAAACCUGGAAAGAUUGAUUCUGUCCGAGAAUCCUCAACUAACAUUCCCAAUCGACGGAUCUCCUUUCCUAAAAUCUAGGAGUCUAAUUGAUCUGGACUGCGAAAGCUGUGAUGUAAAAGUGAUUUACUCUGGCUCGUUGCGUAGAUUACCUCUGCUGGAGACCCUCCGGUUGCCAAACAAUGGAAUCCGGAUGAUUGGAAAACGUGCCUUCCAGCACAACCCCAACAUGCAGGUGCUGGACCUCAGACAGAACAAACUAACUACGAUGCCGAGCACAAUACUGGUUGGUCUGCAUAAAAUGAAGCUGCUUGAUUUGAGCGAUAACCGAGACCUUGCACCGCAGAAAGACCAACCAUUUUUGGAGAGUAACUCGCUGAAGGUGUUGAAAUGCAACAACUGUGGGUUCAGCACCACGGAGGUGAUAACGUUCUCUAAAUUGUACAAUCUCAAAGAAUUUCACCUCGCAGGGAAUAGGCAUCUGGUGGCCCCGUGCUUGCUUCCAUUUCAGGCACCUUUGAGGAAAAAUCCGAUGAAAAUUAUCACUGAUUGCAAACGAUGCAUGAAACGGAAGUUUCUUCCUGAAAACAAUUAAUAGUACGCGUCUGGGCCAGCAUGUAAUGAAAUAAGCAUCUACAGGGGAUAGACAAAAUGAUUGGGACAGACAAAAUUUUCACUGUCAAAAAAAUGUUCAUAAGCCGUAACUUUUCGAAAAGUUCCCAAGUAGUCCAAAUUUGGAAAAGAUCCGGCUAUUCUACACGAAGUAAGAAAUAUUCUAGAAAAAUGCACAAUCAUCCGAUAGCCAACUUUGAGCUGUUAUAUCUGCGGAUUAAAUGAUCCGAAUACAAUGAAAUUUCGACCAUUUAUGACUAAUAUAAUGAGCUAUGAAAAACUUUUGGCCUAACUUAAGAUUCUUAACACGGAAGAAAAUUAUAACGAUUAGAUUUUUUUUAUCCAAAACUUCAACAAUGUUGAAUCAACAUCGUUUCAAAAAUCGAAAUGGUAAUUUAAGUUCAUUCAAAUUUCCUUUAAUUGACUUCGAUAUAAAUAUGUUUUGAAGCAAAGUUACAAAAUAGCAGACAAUAAAUUAAAAAAGAAAUGGGAUGCAUAUUGAAAACUGACCAAUUUACUAAAAAAACAUAAAAAAUUGCUAUUCAUUUUUUUUUAUCUUAUUGAUAUGUUCAAAUUAUGUCAAACGUUUUUCAAAACUCAUUAUCAAGCCAGUAUCCGCAAUAAUCGGGACACAGAAGUACGACUGUAGCUCUGUAAUGAAUCGGUGAAAUUCGCCAAAUAAUUGUCUGAGAACACUUUGGUGUAUGUUUAUUGUUUGUGCCAAAUUUCAUAAAAAUCGAUGCAUUACUUUUAACUGUGGAUGAAAAACAAACAGACGUGGUUUUAAGCAUUUUGUAAAAUCUUGAACAAUUUUCAUUCACAUUAUAGUUGUUUUUUUACGCUACAGUUCAAAGUUCUGUGAUGAUAAUUCAUAAAUUUCGUUAGUGGUUAUGAUACUUGUAGAGACAUUUUCUUGCCAAAUUUCAUCAACUUUGAUCAAUUGGUUUGAAAGCUACUGGUGUUGAUAAGGGAGAAUGUUAAUUUAAUAUAUUUGGUGUUUUUCAUGUGCGAUGUUUGCCUAUUCAUAACUGUAACAAAAAUAAUGAACUAAUUUGGUCCGGUCCUUGUGUAAGAAGAUUACGUAACGAUUUAUUCGCUCUCUUCGAUAUCUAUAAUGAUAUAGGGGUGAUGCGUACGGUUUGAUAGUUUAUUUGCAACUAACUGGUCUGGCUCUUGUAUAGGCUUAUAUGAGAUGCUCAUGAUCGAUCAAAUGCAAUUCUAAUUUCUACCUACGUUCGUCGGCUGUGCGAUCGUACGGUACGAAGAUAAGGAAGGGUUAACAAUUCGCACAUGAUAGAGUAGGAGAACUAUUUCAGGCUAAUCUACUACUACAUUAGGGUGGUACAAUUCAUUUGGAUUCUAAUUCAAUUUCCACCAAUAACUUUAGAAUUUCUCUGCCAAUUCUCAUGAAAUUUUCAUAGAAAGUAGUUGAUUAUGUGUAUAUUAUGCCAGCAAAAUAAGAUGAUUAUAGUACUUUCAAUAGUAAAAUCGAAACAAUUAAGGGCGCUGACUUAUUGCUGUCUUAGGGGAUAAAAUCACGUUCAGUCCCAACACAUGUAUCGACUAUAAAAUUGUUGAUAGUGCAUCGAUUUUUUUUUUUUUAAUUUUGCCUUUGCAACAAAUGUAGAUUGAGAGGUUUGUGUUCAAAAUUUCAGCCAUUUCCUUUGCCAAAUUCAAAAGUUACACCGCUGACAAGCAAAACUAGAGGCUGUACAAAAUUCAAUGGUGCACAUUCUACUCUUUCAUAGCUACGGCAAAAAGUACUGCACCGAUUCACAUGAAAUUUUGUAGUUGAAAUUAACACAUCAAAUUUGAGAAAUUUUGAUGUAUCUAUUGCAGAGUUACAGCUGUAUUUCCGUGUCCCGUUUAUUGCAGAUACAGGCAUUAUUAGGCAUAAAUGGUCAACAUUUCAUUGCAUUCGGUUCAUUGAAUCCGGGGAUAUAACAGCUCAAAUCUGGCUAUCAAAUAAUUAUACCUUUUUCUAAAAUCUUUCUUACUUCGUGUAGAAUCACCCGAUCUUUUCCAAAUUUGCACUACUGAUACACACCUAGUUGAAAUGAUCAACUUGCAGUGAAAAUUGGAAAAAUUUGGUGCAUUUUUUGAAAAUUUAACGCUGAUUGACCAUUUCUGAAGCAACAUUUGAAAAGGGCAUAUUCUCAAUUUAGUUGAAAAUCGGAGUUUUCGACUAGCGAACUUGGGUUUUUCUCCAAAUCUGUGCGUCGGACCUAACUUCGGAAGUGGUGCGCUGUAUAGUAAACCUGGUCCGCUAUACAGCGCACUACUUCCGAAGUUAGGUCCGACGCACGGAUUUGGAGAAAAAUCCAACUUCGCAAGUCGAAAAUUCCGGGUUUCAGCUGCACGGAGAAUAUAAGCAAUGGUAAACAAUGCUUCGCACACCGCUGAUGAGCCCCCACCCACUUAUGCACACAAACUAAGAUCGUUGCCAGAAAGGGCAAACAUCGAUCUUUCGGAUAAGGGUGUUCAUUGUUCAUGCGUGGGUGGGCUGCUGUUAGGCCCUACGGAGCAUUUUCGAAAAAAGGCACAAGACCUCUUGGGCCGUUUUCAAAAGUUGCUCCAGAUUUUAUAGAAAACAAUUUGCCUCUCCCGAUCAUUUUGUCUAUACCCAGUCUAUCUGACGUUUAUCACGUUUAUCAUGAUAUGUACAAAUGCAAUCUUAUAUAACAUAGUUAGUAAGGGUCGGAGCUCACAGAACAUAGUGAACUCUGGCUCAAAAAGUUAUAACCUCAUUGCCGUACCAUUUUGCAGCAUGUAUACCAUUUUUCAUUGCUGUGAAGUGGAACAAAGACCUCAUAGACCUAAAAUAGGACAUAAAUUGUAAUAAAUCUUUGUUAACUCAAGUCAAAAAUACGUUUGAUAGCUUUAAAUAUGAAGGGAGAUCGAUGUGUGCAACGUGGAUGUUUUAUUACGAAGAUUUCAAUGAAUUUAUGACAACAAUUCAUUUUAUGAGUAAGUGGAUUUCCAGCAGCUAGUUUUGCGCAUAUCGCUGAUGCCAAUCUUCGUACCUGUAUUCUUUGCCAAAACUGGAAUACUGCAAGGUGUGUUGAAACAGGAUUAUUAUCGCACUUUCAUGAACCUAAAAUAUGUUUUCGUUAUAAGUUAGCCCUAGCUGUAUAUAUUAAGAUUCUGGAGGUUGAAAAAUCUUUCAUCGGGGGUGUGCGCGCCCAUCGCG
Aedes albopictus (Asian tiger mosquito) is the source of this 4329-nucleotide messenger RNA. Its product is annotated as leucine-rich repeat, immunoglobulin-like domain and transmembrane domain-containing protein 2. The transcript is spliced from 4 exons. Lineage: Eukaryota; Metazoa; Arthropoda; Insecta; Diptera; Culicidae. The coding region runs from base 283 to 1122 and encodes 279 amino acids. Gene Ontology annotation, molecular function: protein binding. The record is from RefSeq and is a predicted model, not a curated record.